AUGGAUGAGUUGAAUACUCUGCUAGCAGUCAAUGAAGCAUUUAAUGAAACUUUACAGAAUUUGAUCCGGCGUGUUACAUUAGCUAUAUCUAAGAAUCGUGAAGCACAAAAAUUGUCAAAAGCUAAGUUGCGGCAAACAGCAGAACGUGGAUUACGAAUUAAUAUAAAGAAAGUGCCAGUUUCACGGUUUUUAUUCCCAUAUUUUCGCGAUUCUCAUGAAAUGGUAAACGAAUAA
This is a messenger RNA of Loa loa (African eye worm), 234 nucleotides long. RefSeq lists its product as hypothetical. Lineage: Eukaryota; Metazoa; Nematoda; Chromadorea; Rhabditida; Onchocercidae. The coding region runs from base 1 to 234 and encodes 77 amino acids. The transcript has 2 exons. The record is from RefSeq and is a predicted model, not a curated record.